Messenger RNA from Phacochoerus africanus (Common warthog), 561 nucleotides. Its product is annotated as protein FAM136A-like. The record is from RefSeq and is a predicted model, not a curated record. Gene Ontology annotation, cellular component: cytoplasm. The transcript has 2 exons. The coding region runs from base 1 to 561 and encodes 186 amino acids. Lineage: Eukaryota; Metazoa; Chordata; Mammalia; Artiodactyla; Suidae.
AUGUGGGAACCAGUGCAGCAGGGAGCAGCUGGUGGUCACCAUGUGGAGCUGCAGCAUCUCUGGGUGCAGGAGGCAGGAGACUCUAUGGUGAAGAAGCUGGAGAGAGGGAACAUCCAGAAGAUGCAGGACCUCAUGUUCCUAUGCAGUGCUGGCUGCUGUGAGGACAGUCAGGCAUCCACGCAGCAGGUGCAUCAGUUCAUUGAGCACCGCCAUGCACCUCUGGCUCAAGCCCAGUUCCUGAUCAUGAGCGAAUUUGAGAAGUUCCAGGACCACCUGGCCCAGUGCACUUUGCAUUGCAACAACAAAGCCAAAGAUUCAAUAGAUGUAGCCAGUAAGGAGCUCCAGGUGAAGCGGCAGCUGGAGAGUUGUGUGACCAAGUGUGUGGAUGACCACAUGAACCUCGUCCCAACCAUGACCAAGAAGUUGAAGGAGUCGCUCUCGUCCAUGGGACUUCUGUUGGCCAUCAGCUCAGGGCUCCUUGCCUUUAAUGUACAUGCAGAUCACCUGGGGAAUCUCAUCAAAAUGCAGAUUCUAAUUCAGCCAGUCUGGGAUGUGCCCUGA